CUUCGUUGGUGCACUUGCCUGCAGAGGGAAGUGUCCUCCAUGGUGUCAUUGUAGGGCUUCUGAGGUUGAAUAUCCACAAGUAAAACGAUGUCUGGGUACACGCCAGACCAGAAGCUCCGUGUCGAGCAGCUAGCGAAGCUCCGGAGGCAGUGGCUGAAGGACCAGGAGCUCAGUGCGAGGGAGCCCGUGAUACAACCCAAACCUCCUGGCGCCGUCGAAAAGUUCUGGACUGGUUUUCUGGAGCCGAAGAGCCUGUGGAGGCUUUACACCUACAAAGCGUACAAAGGAGGAGUUUUCGCAUUAACGCGGCUGUUGAUACCUGCUUGGAUUGUUCACUACUACGUGAAAUACCAUGUUGCUCAAAGACCAUAUGGUAUUGUGGAAGUGAAACCCAAGCUGUUCCCAGGUGACACCAUUCUGGAGACAGGCGAAGUUGUUCCAGAUCUCCCUGAGACCCACAGCCAUCAUUGAAAUAUUUCAAUUAUUUCCUCAAGUUUCUGUUGUAAAAACUGUGUAUAUGUCAUUAAAAUAUUACAGUCA
Molecule: messenger RNA, 540 nt
Organism: Amphiprion ocellaris (clown anemonefish)
Lineage: Eukaryota; Metazoa; Chordata; Actinopteri; Pomacentridae
Product: NADH dehydrogenase [ubiquinone] 1 beta subcomplex subunit 6-like
Exons: 4
Coding region: 88-471 (127 amino acids)
Biological process (GO): mitochondrial ATP synthesis coupled electron transport; mitochondrial electron transport, NADH to ubiquinone
Source: RefSeq, a predicted model, not a curated record